UAAUCUUUCAGGAGGACAUAUAGCUGCUGCCAUAACGAGAUCUGCUGUAUGACUACAGGUUAUUUUAUUCACAUUUAUUCUGCAUUUAAGGAUUGGAUUUAAUACACUAACAUCAUCAUGAAAUCAAUGAGGGAAGUUGAUCUGGAUACAUACAGUCUGUCUUUACUUACGGCAAAAGAAGACAUCCUGAAUCCACGCUCGUCAACAAACUGGGCUUUAUUCACCUAUGAUGGAAUAAUGAACAUGCUCAAACUGGCUGAUUCUGGAGCAGGUGGAUUGAAAGAGUUGACAGCUAAGCUUCACCCUAAAUGGCCACUUUAUGGGAUGUGCAGGGUGGGCAAAGCUCAACCUCGCAUCGCUAUGAUAUUAUGGGUAGGAAAUGAAGUGGAUGGGUACCGCAAAGCUGAGUGUGCCAGUCAUUUACCAGCAAUCAGAGCCUUCUUUAAGGAAGUUCACAUCUUUCUUCCUGCCCACACUUUGGAUGAAAUCACAGAGGAGAGGAUCUGUACACUGGCCUAUAAUGCUGCAGUGGUGACGCAGGGACCGAGAGGGAGACCCAGCCACCGGACAGAAGACAGACAGGCCAUUGUGGGCACUAACUACAAGCGGACAAUCGCAGCUGCAGAGAUCCAAAGAAUACAGAGAGAUUCUUUUUGGGCACACGCAGAGAGAGAAGAGGAGGAAAGGAAAAAGGAGGAACAGCGGAGGGCAGCAGAGGACAGGAAGCAGAGAGAGAAAGAACGUUUGCUCCAGGAAAGGAGAGAUGCAACAGAGAGAGAGAGGAGAAUGAAUGAAAAAGAACAGAAAAUAAAAAACAAGGGUCAAAGGUGA
Messenger RNA from Sinocyclocheilus rhinocerous, 831 nucleotides. Its product is annotated as drebrin-like protein B. Gene Ontology annotation, biological process: positive regulation of dendritic spine morphogenesis; regulation of actin filament polymerization; positive regulation of axon extension. The transcript is spliced from 7 exons. Bases 118 to 831 code for a protein of 237 amino acids. The record is from RefSeq and is a predicted model, not a curated record. Gene Ontology annotation, molecular function: actin filament binding. NCBI's taxonomy places the organism in Eukaryota, Metazoa, Chordata, Actinopteri, Cypriniformes, Cyprinidae. Gene Ontology annotation, cellular component: actin filament; dendrite; postsynaptic membrane.